AUGUCACAUAUGAAGCAAACCGAAACGCGUGGAAAUGGUGAUCAAUUAACCACAACCACAGUAGCGUUACCGUUCAUCAAAGAAAACCUAGUAGGCUUUGGUUGGAAACUCUUCCUCCUACGAAAGUCAUGGCUAGAGGGGGGCCUAAUCAUUUGCAAGAGAAUUGCCUUCAAUGAGCUGGCUUUGGCAGGCACAGAUGGGUCCCAACGGUUAGAGGUCCGGGGCAAGGAUCGAGCCACGGCUCGUGGUGGCUUCUUGUGCUUGCUGCAGCGGAAGGCCCCAGGGUGCGUGCUGGGUGAGCACAGGCACGUGCGUGAUGAGGAGCCUUCAAGAUCAAGGGCGAAAGAAAGCUCGAAUAUUGAGGAAGGUCGGAUUGUAACAGAAAAAUGGGAGUCAUCCACGGAGGAGGCUUCUAUAUCCGGGAGAGAUGCUUCGAAGGUCCAACGAGUGGUCGACGAGUGUGAAGAAGAGAAUGUCACAAAAUGA
Messenger RNA from Sphenostylis stenocarpa, 486 nucleotides. Lineage: Eukaryota; Viridiplantae; Streptophyta; Magnoliopsida; Fabales; Fabaceae. The record is from the annotation of a GenBank genome assembly.